GACGAGUCAGAAUCAACAUGUCAGAGUAAAUUCACCUGGAACACAGAACACGUUAAUGUUCUCACCUGAAGGAAAACCACGUCCCUUCCAGUAAAAAGCAGCAGACGUUGGACACGAUGAGGGAUCUGUUGUUUGGGUUUAAAAGCUCGGACGUGGGCCAGCUGCUGCUCUUCCGUAGAACCAGGAAGACCCUCCACCUCCGCAGGUAAAGCUGGAGGAGCCUGGACUCAUGUCUGACAGGGGAGACGAGAAGAAGAGUGGAGGCCAGACAGGAGGCAUGACAGAGGAGAAAUGUCCCCAGCUGGUGGACUACUUUGUGGUGGCAGGUCUGGACCCUGCGGGGCCCUGGAGGCCCCUGGACGAGGACGGCAGGACCUCCACCUCCUCCUCCUCGGCGUCCUCGUCGGUCCGGGCGGUGGAGCCGGUGACAGACCUGGUGGUGAUCGCUCGGGGUCUCGGAGAGGAGGUGCCGGAGGGCUUCACCUGCAUCGAGAAGACGCUGGGGGGACACUCUGCCGAGCUGAGUGCCGGCCUCAUCAACAACCCACACCUGUACCUGUGCUACCGGAGAGGGCGGGACAAACCACCCAUACUGGACCUGGGAGUUCUGUAUGAGGGGAAGGAGCAGCUGAAGCAGGGCUGGUACGUCAUCGAGACCACGCCUUACAGCCGCUCAGCCAGCCUGAGCUCGGGUGGAGCUCCCACCGCUCACCGGGUCUUCCUGACGUACCGUCGAGCUCUGGACUCGCAGGGCCUCCACACGCUGGGCGUCACCGACAUCGCCCUGCUGCUGCCCAGCAAGGGGGAGGUGGCGCCGCACACGUUCUGUCGGGUCGACAAGAACCUCAACACCAGCAUGUGGGGUCCAGCUCUGUUCGUCUGCUACAAGAGAGCCGUGGCCAAAGCCAACGCCCUGGUGUUCGAGGCCGGUCUCAUUAGUCGGUACCCGGAGGACGACCUCGACUCAUUCCCGCUUCCCGAGUCGGUCCCGGUCUUCUGUCUGCCGAUGGGCGUUACCGUGGAGAGCUGGCCCCUUAACUCCAAGUACCAGCUGCCUGUCUUCUCCACCUUCGUCUUCACCUCCGCCUCCGGGGACAAGGUUUACGGCGCCGCCAUCCAGUUCUACGAGACGUUCUCCAGGGAGCUGCUGUCGGAGCGGCAGAGCAUCCGGCUCGGCCUGCUCAGCGUGGUCGACCGGCGGCCGAUCACCUGCCGCAGCCUCCAGGUGAAGAAGAGCAUCUGCGUCCUGUCCCACUGGCCCUUCUUCACCGUCUUCCAGAAGUUCCUCACCUUCAUCUACAGAUACUCCAUCUCUGGACCGCACGUCCUGCCGCUGGAAAAACACAUCUCCAGCUUCAUGCACAACGUCCCGUUUCCUUCCCCCCAGCGUCCUCGCAUCCUUGUUCAGCUUUCGCCAUACGACAACCUGCUGCUGUGCCAACCGGUCUCCUCCCCCCUCCCUCUCAGUGGUGCGAGCUUCCUGAAGCUUCUUCAGAACCUUGGUCCAGAGAACGCCUGCACACUGCUCCUCGCUGUCCUCACCGAACACAAACUGCUGCUGCACUCGCUGCGACCCGACGUCCUGACCUCCGUCAGCGAGGCCUUCGUCUCGAUGACCUUCCCUCUACGCUGGAUCUGUCCCUACAUCCCUCUGUGUCCACUGAGGUUGGCUGACGUCCUGCUGGCGCCCAUGCCCUUCAUCGUUGGCGUCCACUCCAGCUACUUCGACCUGUACGACCCCCCUGCUGAAGUGGUCUGUAUUGACCUGGACACCAACACCAUCUUCCAGUCAGAAGAAAAGAAGGUGUUGUCAUGGCGAUCGUUACCCAGGAAACCCGGCAAGACUUUGUUCAACACCCUGACAAACCUCCACAAGACCCUGGAGAAGAUUUGCAGUUCCGGCCAGGAGGAGGCGACGCUGGAGUUCCUGCUGACGGACUACGACCAGAUCUACAGGCGGCAGAAGCAGCUGGAGCUGGAGAUCCAGGAGGCGUUCCUGCGCUUCAUGAGCUGCCUGCUGCGGGGGUACCGAGCCUUCCUGUUGCCCAUCACGACGGCGCCGUCGGACACCGCCACUGACUGCAGCUCCCUCUUCAACCUGCAGGGUUUUCUGAAGUCUCGGGACCGGACCCAGCAGAAGUUCUACACCCAGUUGACCCGGACUCAGAUGUUCACACAGUUCAUCGAGGAAUGCUCCUUCGUCAGUGACCGACACGCCUGCCUCGAGUUCUUCGACGAGUGCGUCCAGAAGGUGGACGUGGAGAAACCGGAGGAGGUGAGGCUGAUCGAUCUGGAUGAGACUCACUGCGGAGAGCAUACCGUCUUUAUCAUGCCUCCAGAAGAGCCGCAGGAAGCCGACGGCUCCGAGAGCCCCGCCCUCUACAGUUACGAGACCUUCCCCACCCUGAAACCAGAGCUGUUUGACCGACCUCAGGACCAGCUCCGGGUCCCGGCUAAAGGCAGCGCCCCCAGCAGCCCCGCCCCCCGACGUACCAAACAGGAGAUCAAGUUGGCCCAGAAGCGGGCUCAGAAGUACUCUGCGGUUCCAGACAUGUGGUCCAAGUGUCUGCUGGGUCACUGUUACGGCCUCUGGUUCAUCUACCUGCCCACCUUCGUCCGGGCCGAAAGCGCCAAGGUCCGCGCCCUGCACACUGCCUACGACGUCCUCAAACACAUGGAGAACCGCAAGGUGGUGCUGCCGGAUGAGGUGUGUUACCGGAUCCUGAUGCAGCUGUGUGGCCUGUACGGUCAGCCAGUCCUCGCGGUCCGGGUCCUGCUAGAGAUGAAGAAGGCUGGAAUCACACCCAACACCAUCACCUACGGAUACUACAACAAGGCCGUUCUGGAAAGCAAGUGGCCGUCCACCAAUCAGGGUGGACGUCUCCUCUGGGCCAAGCUGAGGAACGUCCUGUUGGCUGUGGCCCAGUUCAGACAACCAAUCAGACGGCGGGAGAAGAGCAGCUCCGUGGGAUCCAGAGGAGAUCCUGCUAUGGACCCGGAUCAAAGGCCCCGCCCCCACUCCGCUCUGAUUCGUCAGUCCAGCUGGAGCGGUCUGAGUGAAAGCUCCAGUCACGAGUCUUUGACCGGUCACAUGGUGAAGAGCAGCAGCCUGAACAGCAUGAAGACAUCCAGCGACAAGAUCAGACCUUCCAAGAAGACCCUCCUGCCGAACUCUGGGACGAAUGGCCAUGGAGACAUCAGCUCUGGGAAACCUCCUCUGGGACGGCGAGACACGUCCACGCCACCUCCAGCGACCCCCGGUGGACUGGUGGUCCGUCGCAGUCAGGUCUGCCUUUCCAACUUCCACAACGAGUGCACAGAGUCGGCCGACAUGGAGGCAGACUACCGCUGUCAUCCGGCAUCAAGAGACGGCAGACCUGCGGGAGCUCGAGACUCCGCCCACAGGAACAAGGUCGUGGACGAGAACUGCAACAACGUCUCCUCCCCAAGCCGAGGAGGUCUGGCAGGAAAACUGCAGCAGCUCCUCACGCCGACCAAACACAGAACGUCGUCCCGACGGGCCGCCAGCGUUGACGACCGGCGACCAGGAGGAGGAGGAGGAGGCAUAGGACGAAGAGUAUCGGAUCAGAGGCAUUCCAGGAAGUCUCAUGUAGCAGAGACGCUGCUGAAAGCCAAGGAGAAGCUGGUGAACGCCAACUCAGAGAGCUCGCUGUCUGUAGGAAGUGACCUCGACCUGACGGACACGCCCACGCCGGCGUACCCUCUACGCAGAUCCUGGGAUGCCGAUCAGGAGGGGGCGGGGAUGGAGGUUCUGAUGUCCAGCUGCUCGCUUUGCCGCAGCUGUAACUCGCUGGUCUACGACGAGGAGAUCAUGGCCGGCUGGACGUCGGACGACUCCAACCUCAACUCGUCCUGCCCGUUCUGCUCCGCCUCCUUCGUCCCUUUCCUGAACGCGGAGAUCUGUAACCUCGGACCCGUCAACAGUUCUGAACGCUGCAACUUGAACCUGGAAGAUGAGGUGGAGAGCGUCGCGAGGCCCCCUAGUGGCCAUGAGACGUCCCAGAGGCUCCAGUGCAACGGACUAGGCGAGGACUCCAGUUCUGAGACCAGCAGCUACUCUGAGAACAGCAGAACCACUGCGGGCUCAUUGGUGGGCGGGACCCCUCAGGUAGCGGUGGCUUACCUGAGUCCUCUGGUUCUGAGGAAGGAGUUGGAGAGUCUGCUGGAGAACGAGGGGGAAGCAGUCCUGGCCCAGCCUCAAUUCCUGGACAGCCAUUCCAUCAUCUUCUGGAACCUGGUUUGGUACUUCCAGCGGCUCGGCCUACCCAGUAACCUGCUGCAGCUGGUGCGGAGCUCACCAUUGGUCAGCCAGUUCACACAGGCUUCCCAGUCGGAGAACUCUGCGGUAAGGGUUCGACUCAUGUGGGACACCCUGACCCCCGACACAGACCAGUGGCCCCCCCUCUACAUCCUGUGGAGAAUCCACAGUGGCGUUCCCAUGAGGUGCUACAGCUGGCGGCGGCAUAACCACCCGUUCACCAUAUCCUUCCUGGAGGAGGUUCUGCGCUGGGUCGGCAUGAACGAGGUCCACAAGGCCGUCACCCUGUUCCUGGACACGCUGGCCAAGCAGCCGGGAUCCCCGCGUGUCCAGAGGAGUUUGUACAGGGAGUUCCUCUUCCUCACUCUGGCAGCUAUGGGCAAAGAUCACGUUGCCGCGUUCGAUAAGAAGUUCAAGGCGGCGUACUCGCGGCUCAACGGGACUCUGGGUCGAGAGGAGCUCCAUAAGAAGCGAGCGCAGCCGCCCAGCCCCAAAGCCAUCGACUGCAGACGGAGCUUCCACCCUCCUCUGGAGUGCUGAAGGAGCCUCGCUCCACCUCUCUGCUGCCUCCUGGUGGAUGCUGCUGGUCCUCGCCUCAUCUCAGAUCCUGGCCGCCGUCCAGCAGCAGGCGGAGUCGCAGUUCUUCCCAUCGUCAGACUGGAAAACAUACGGAUUGGUUAGCACCUCCAGAUUCCUGCUGCAUGUCUCGGCUGUCUGGGAAUCUUCUGGACUUAAACUGGAAAUGUUUGAACUGUAGAGGGUUUUAUUGGAAGAAAAGUCAAACAUGGAUCAGGAAACACCACUAACAGAAGCUCCAGGUCUCUGAUCAGCUUUUCCUGCAGAGGGAACAGACUAGGUCAUGGUUUUUUAGUUCCUGUACAACAAAACAUUUCCUUCAGUUCCAUCAUCAUCCUCUGAAGACCUGAGAAGAUGAAGAGCACUCCUCAUCAGGAUGUUCGCUGACUUCCUGGACUUGGAUCCAGAUCUGAUCCUGAGCUGAUCUAAAGGAACUUUCUGGUUCUGGAUGAGAGAAGUGGGUUCAGGCUGACCUCAGAUAUGCUCUGUUGCCAUGGAAACAUCAUUGGAGGACUGGAAGAUUAUGGUUUUUAUACUCCACUGAACAUUUGGUUGUUUUUGUUUUGUUUACAAAAUCAGAACCAACAACCGUGCUCUGAUCCGGGUCUGAUCCAGAUCGUUAGUUCUGCUUGUUUUUUUGCCUCCCGUCUUCUCCGCUAACACGCCCCCCUCUGAUUGGCUGCAGAUGUGAUGAUGUCAGAAAUACUCACCUGCAUGUUUAUCUGAAAGAAAAACUGGAGUUUAUGUUUUUAUCUGCUCGGUUCUCUGGUCGGUCCAGUGAGCAGAACCAGAACCAGAACAAAAAAAAAGGUUUUAGAUGUUUUUUUAUGUUAGGAGUGGAGCCAGACCUGGACCAGUGUGGAGCAUGCUCAGUCCGACCCGCGUGUCUCCUGGCUGCUUGCUUGUUUGCUUCGAGGCCUCUCGGCUGCAGGGGUCAAACCCACACCUCUCCAUCAUGGUUCCUCCAUAGUCACUGAAGACCAGUUCCAGAUCCGAGAGCUCAGACCACCUUACACCAAACUGAGAGGAAAACAUGCAGAUCCACAAAGACCUGGUUCUGAUCCUGAAGUUGGUCCUUCAGACCAUCAGACUGUAGAAAGGAUCCAGCAGGGGGCGCUGCAGCGUCAGCUGACCUGGUGGUCCUGUUACCUCGCAGUAAGGGGGUCCACUUCUGGUCCUGGAGGUCCUGUUCUGGUCCUAAUGAUCUAGUUCUGUUUCUAGAGGUCCUGUUGUGGGCCUGGAGGUCAAAUUCUGCUCCAGAACCAGACCUGGACCCCUCUGGAAGCUGAUGUUGGGUUUCUCUGUUUCCAGGUUUGUUUUAUUGAUGCUGCAUUCAAAGACAAUUUUUAAUUGAACUUUCUAAAUUCUAGAAAUGAGUGAAAAAAAUAACAUCUGAUCAGGAUCCUGAUCUGGAUCUGGAUCCUCAUCAGUAAAACUGGACUCAAAAUUUGAGUUCCCAUUUCCAAGGUUCAGUGAACACAUCGUGAUGUGAAGCUGUGGGUGAAGAUGAAGGCUGUAUGGUUCUGGUCUGAUCUGGUUCUGGUCUGAUCUGGUCCUGGUCGGAUCUGAAUCACCUGGUCCCCUCUGCUGACAUCACAGGUGGGAGGAGCUAAGGUGAGUAGCGGUAACUGAUCAGUUUCUGAACGAUAAUUGAGGUCAGCUGAGCGGCUCGGAGCACAAACGUGUGUGUGCGUGGAUAUUCCUACCCUCCAGGUGUCUGUGAACGCAGCGUUUCACUGAAGGUUUUAUUGCUGGUAUAAUUUAUAUUUGGGCUGUAAAUGUUUGUUUUUUAAGAAAAUAAAGAUGGCGGUGAAACUGCA
Messenger RNA from Melanotaenia boesemani (Boeseman's rainbowfish), 6675 nucleotides. Its product is annotated as DENN domain-containing protein 4B-like. Gene Ontology annotation, cellular component: cytoplasmic vesicle. Lineage: Eukaryota; Metazoa; Chordata; Actinopteri; Atheriniformes; Melanotaeniidae. The record is from RefSeq and is a predicted model, not a curated record. Gene Ontology annotation, biological process: regulation of Rab protein signal transduction. Gene Ontology annotation, molecular function: protein binding. The coding region runs from base 230 to 4819 and encodes 1529 amino acids. The transcript is spliced from 29 exons.